Xylaria bambusicola is the source of this 4962-nucleotide messenger RNA. RefSeq names its product ABC transporter. Gene Ontology annotation, biological process: transmembrane transport. Gene Ontology annotation, cellular component: membrane. The transcript has 4 exons. The record is from RefSeq and is a predicted model, not a curated record. The coding region runs from base 453 to 4496 and encodes 1347 amino acids. NCBI's taxonomy places the organism in Eukaryota, Fungi, Ascomycota, Sordariomycetes, Xylariales, Xylariaceae. Gene Ontology annotation, molecular function: ABC-type transporter activity; ATP binding; ATP hydrolysis activity.
CUCCAAUCGUAAAUUCACUUACAUAUAACUAACCAUGUUCCGCCCCGGACUGCCCCCUCGUCCUCGUCUUUCGACUUUUUGCCGUUUGAUGUCUAAUCGGUACGCUGCUAGGUUUGGUAGGUAGGUCGCACUCGAGGCCGCAUCGUGUCGAUAUCCAGACGCGAUACAAUCCAACACACAUGUCGUUGUGGGAACGAUACGCAGCACCCAGAUUCCGCAUACGAAGUAUAGCCUGUUGACGUAGACUUGGCGCCUCUCGUUGCAACUCGGCUGAAUUACACUCGAGACAUAGAUCAAGGUUACCUCCAGUGGGCUCAAACACGACUGACCGUUCGACACUCGCCUCCCACUCCAUUGGCUUGCGCGCCUUGCGCUGCCUUUUACUGUCACAUUCUCGGAUAGCCUCGGGCCUACCACCAUCCGCAACACACGCACACACACUCUCUCUCACCAUGGGCGCCGACUUAUCAGAGAAGCCUGAAUUGGCUUCCGAGAACAACAAUGACCGCCGGCCAUCCACGCAAGAUGAAUCGAGUGCGAGCACUGUCUCACCACCAUCGGGAGGCGAAAAGUCGACUCCACAAGCCGAUGUGCAAUCCGGCGCCGAUUUGUCUCGCCUGGAUUCAAAGGUAGUAGUGGCUCAGAAGGAAGAAAACGAUCCCUAUGGGCACCUACCUUCGCAUGAAGCCGAAAUCCUGAGGAGGCAGGUCACUAUUCCCGAAGUUAAAGCUGGUUUCGCUACUCUAUAUCGAUAUGCCACGCGAAAUGAUCUGAUCUUCAUUUUCAUAUCUUCCAUAGCGGCCAUUGGUGCUGGUGCCGCCUUACCUAUUAUGACGGUUAUUUUUGGCAGGCUUCAGGGCACCUUUCAAGGUUACUUCUUAGGCCAAGUCGAAAGAUCAGCCUUUACUAGCCAGCUGAAUUCCCUAGUCUUGAACUUCGUCUACCUCGCCAUAGGUGAAUUUGUCGGCGUGUAUAUCUCCACCGUUGGCUUUAUUUACACUGGCGAGCAUAUCAGUGCCAAAAUCCGAGAGCAUUAUCUUGAGAGUUGCAUGCGUCAGAACAUCGGUUUUUUUGACAAGAUAGGCGCUGGUGAGGUCACCACACGAAUCACAGCUGACACGAACCUGGUUCAAGAAGGCAUUUCAGAGAAGGUCAGCUUGACGCUUACCGCCGUCGCCACCUUCCUGUCAGCCUUUGUCAUCGGUUUCGUCUUCUACUGGAAACUGACCCUGAUUCUUACCUCCGUCGUCUUCGCGCUUCUUCUGGUCAUGGGCACCUCGUCAUUCUUCAUUGUUAAAUAUACGAAAAUGAAUAUCCAGGCUCAUGCCGCUGGAGGUACCGUUGCCGAAGAAGUUCUCAGCUCGAUUCGAAACACUGUUGCUUUUGGCACAGAAGCUCGUCUGGCUGGGAAGUAUGAUGAACAUCUGAAGGUUGGUUACUACUGGGGUUUCCGCAAGUCUGCUGCUGUUGCCUUCCUGGUUGGUGGCAUAUUUUUGAUCAUCUAUCUGAAUUACGGUCUCAGCUUCUGGGUUGGCAGCAUGUAUCUUGUUGAUGGAAUUAUUCCCUUGUCCACCGUGCUGACCAUUAUGCUGGCCAUCGUGAUCGGCGCCUUCAAUUUGGGAAAUAUUGCACCUAACCUGCAAGCUUUUGGCACAGGCUUGGCUGCCGCUGCGAAGAUCUUCAACACUAUUGACCGAGUUUCCCCCUUAGAUCCCACCGUGGACGAAGGUGAGAAACUUGAAAAGGUUGAGGGUUCAAUUCGUCUCCAGAACGUUAAGCACAUCUACCCAUCCCGACCUGAAGUUGUUGUUAUGAACGAUGUCACACUCGAUAUUCCAGCGGGUAAAACGACUGCACUUGUAGGAGCCUCUGGGUCUGGAAAGAGUACGAUCGUUGGACUAGUAGAGCGAUUCUAUGACCCUGUUGGUGGCCAAGUCCUGCUCGAUGGUCACGACGUCAGCACUUUGAACCUUCGCUGGCUACGGCAACAAAUCUCUCUGGUCAGCCAAGAACCAACGCUAUUUGGUACUACAAUUUUCCACAAUAUUCGCUAUGGUCUAUUCGGUACGAAGUAUGAAAAUGAAUCUCCUGAGAAGCAAAAGGAAUUGGUAAUCGAGGCAGCUAAGAAGGCCAACGCCCACGACUUCAUCUCGUCCUUGCCUGAAGGAUAUGAGACUCACGUUGGUGAGCGUGGAUUCCUGCUUUCUGGUGGACAGAAACAACGAAUUGCAAUCGCUCGCGCUGUUGUCUCUGAUCCUAAGAUCCUCUUGCUUGAUGAAGCCACAAGUGCCCUCGAUACCAAAUCCGAGGGUGUAGUUCAAGCUGCUUUGGAAGCUGCUGCCGAAGGCCGAACAACGAUCACAAUCGCUCAUCGUCUAUCCACUAUCAAAGAUGCCCACAACAUUGUUGUCAUGUCAAAGGGUGCCAUCAUUGAAUCGGGAACUCACGAUGACCUGUUGCAGAAGAAAGGCGCUUACUACAACCUCGUGACCGCUCAGAACAUUGCUGCUGUACAGAAAAAGGAAAGUGAAGAAGAUGACGAUCAAGAAGAUGAAGAUGAACAACUGAUUCGAAGAAUGUCUACCAACCGGAGUGGCGCCGCCUACUCGGAUGAUCCUAACGAUAACAUUGCGGCUAAGCUGAAACGAUCAUCUACCCAACAUUCUGUGUCUAGCCGAGUUCUCAAAAACCGCAAGGCUGAAGAAGGACCCGAAUACAGCGUGUGGACUUUGGUGAAAAUGACGGCUUCGUUCAAUCGCACGGAGUGGAAGCUCAUGCUUUGGGGCUUGUUCUGGGCCAUCAUCUGUGGUGGCGGUAACCCAGUACAGGCAUUAUUCUUCGCUAAACAAAUUCUUACACUUGGCGUGCCCAUCACCGACGCGAAUAAAAAUCAGGUUAAGCGCGACAGUGACUUUUGGAGUCUUAUGUACCUCGUUCUGGCUUUUGUCAUCCUCAUUGCCCAGAUUUUCCAGGGUGUAGCGUUUGCGAAAUGUUCAGAACUACUCAUCCACCGGGUCCGAGACCGAGCUUUCAGAACUAUGCUUCGUCAGGAUGUGGCCUUUUUCGACAAAGAAGAAAACACCCCCGGUGCUUUGACUUCGUUCUUAUCUACAGAGACAACCCACUUGGCAGGUCUCAGUGGUGUCACUCUCGGUACUCUCCUUACAAUCGCAACAACCUUAAUUUCGUCCAACGUCGUGGCUCUGGUCUUUGGGUGGAAAUUGGCACUCGUCUGUUUCUCUGCCGUGCCAGUCAUUAUCGCAGCUGGCUAUUUCCGUUAUUACAUGCUAGCACAUUUCCAGCGACGUUCGAAAACGGCGUAUGAAAAGAGUGCGUCUUACGCCUCUGAGGCCAUCUCAGCUAUCCGCACUGUUGCUUCCCUCACUCGUGAACAGGAUGUUUUGGCUCAGUACCGAGACUCUCUAGUCGCGCAGCAAAAGUCGAGCUUGAUCUCCGUCUUGAAAUCAUCUCUACUUUACGCCGCGGCACAAGCUACCCUAUUCUUGGCGUUUGCACUGGGUUUCUGGUACGGUGGUACACUCAUCGCGAGCAUGGAAUAUGAUUUGUUCCAGUUUUUCAUCUGCUUCAUGGCAGUCGUGUACAGUGCCCAGUCGGCAGGCUCUAUCUUCUCCUUUGCCCCAGACAUGGGCAAAGCUCAUCACGCCGCCACUGAACUUAAGACCUUGUUCGACCGCAAACCAGCUAUCGAUACAUGGUCUGACGAAGGCGACCGCCUUGAGUCUGUUGAAGGCACUCUUGAAUUCCGCGAUGUUCACUUCCGAUAUCCAACUCGACCCGAGCAACCAGUGCUUCGAGGCCUCAACCUGACUGUGCGUCCUGGUCAAUACAUCGCACUAGUGGGAGCGUCAGGCUGCGGAAAGAGUACCACCAUUGCUCUCUUGGAGCGAUUCUAUGAUCCGUUAUCCGGUGGUGUCUUCAUUGAUGGCAAGGAGAUCAGCACGUUGAACAUCAACCAAUACCGCUCAUUCAUUGCUCUCGUGUCCCAGGAACCUACCCUAUACCAAGGAACUAUUAAGGAGAAUAUCCUCCUCGGCUCAUCGAAGGAGGACGUCUCAGAUAAGGCUAUCGAGCAUGCCUGCCGUGAAGCUAACAUCUACGAUUUCAUCAUGUCGCUACCCGAUGGCUUCAAUACCGUAGUAGGCACAAAGGGAGCUCUGCUAUCUGGUGGUCAGAAACAGCGUGUCGCCAUCGCGCGUGCGUUGAUCCGUGACCCGAAGAUUCUUCUUCUUGACGAGGCAACGAGUGCCCUGGACUCCGAGUCCGAGCAUGUCGUCCAGGCUGCUCUAGAUAAGGCAGCCAAGGGACGCACCACUAUCGCAGUCGCCCAUCGUCUCAGCACCAUCCAGAGAGCCGAUAUUAUCUACGUGUUUGAUCAGGGUCGCGUCGUGGAGCAGGGUACACAUGCUGAGCUGAUGCAUCUCAACGGCCGGUAUGCAGAGCUCGUCAACCUGCAAAGUCUAGAGAAGCAUCAGUAAUCUACUCUGGGAGGCGUGUCGAAAGGCGUAGGCGGAUUAAAGUUGCGUUUUAAAGGGAAUUGAUAUCAAAUAGACUAUUACAUAUCUCAAUAGAGCCCGCUGAGCGAGCGAGCGAGAUAAAGGGGGAGGCUUUACACCACAUACCACAUGGCAUUAUAACGGCGUUGGACUGGGCUGUUGGCACGACCGCGGCCUAACAUACCCUACUUACUAUACUUGCAUAUUAUAUACUACCUCGCCUCCGCAAAGGAGGCAUUGCGUGCAUGAAUUGGUUUGCAACUUGCAGAAUAUAAAACUAUUUAGUACCUUAACACUUUUAUACAUCCUUCCCUCCUUUUAGGAUUUUAUUAUUUCUUUAAUCUCUUCCAAGUUAGCUCCUAUUCAAUUCAUAUAUCAAUAUACUAGAUAUCAUCUUGCCGAGAGCUUCACUUGAUAAAGCAGUUACACAUAUAUAUCUUAAUUAAAU